ACUGUUGCUCGAGAUUCCAUCCUGUCAGUGAUUUUACCUCUAUUUCUUCAAGCUGGACUCUUUAAUUUCUUGAUUUUUGGACGCCUUUUGUGAGCAGCCUCACCCCCCUUCCCCUUUUCCCUUUUCUCUCCUUCUCCACACUUCUCUUCCCUUUCUCUCCUUUAUUCUCCCUGUUGACCUUUUGGUCAAAUUUGGAUCACCUGUACACUAAGAUGAGUUGGUUGAGUCGUUUAAAUCCAAGAGGUCCAGGCACUCGGACCGGUCGACAUGCAGCCCCAUCCAGCCCAUGCACUGCCGACCCUGAGACUUGUCUUAUGGUGUUUGAAAAUCACUGGAGACAGGUGUCCGGGGUGUUGAAACUGAGAGAGUCUUCAGUGGGCGGUUAUGCCGAUGAUCUCACUGCAGUUCGCAAUCACACAGAUCAGAUGCUGUGCCUGCUAGCUGAAGAGAGCCCAGCAGGGGGAGACAUUGAAUCACCAGCAAUGGGUCCUAUUCUGGAGAUGGUGGUGGCAGAGAACAUCCUUGAUGAGUUGGUUCAAUGGCAUUUGCGCCGUGGUCUGGAUCCAGACAGCCAACUGGAGCUGUUGAAAUUGUUUGAGAUGCUGAUUGGACAGUCACAUCAGCCCCUGCUCCUGCACAGUGCAGUGCUACAACCGCUCCUAAGCCUGCUGGGAGCAUGUGUGGAUCCCCAGCUGGGCUGCUCUGCUUCCCUGGAGUCCAGCCUUGUACUGCUGCUAAAUCAGGUAUGUGUGUGCAUGGCGAAGGAAACUGCAGUUUUGGAGUUGAUAUUUAGGUGUGGACCGGUACAGCAGGGUUCCACUAACCUGCUGAUCUUCUCCCUGUUGGUGCCAUUUAUUCAUCGAGAUGGUUCUCUGGGGCAGCAGGCCCGUGAUGCGCUGCUGCUCGUCAUGGCAACCUCUGCCAGCAACCACGCUGUUGCACGUCACAUCGCAGAGAACUCCUACUUCUGCCCAGUGCUAGCGACAGGGCUGAGUGGACUGUAUUCAUCCCUGCCACGAAAGAUUGAGGUACGGGGCGACGACUGGCACACUCUGCAGAGGGAGGACUGGAUGGGCGUCUCCUCUCUAGUGCUUUUCAUGAACAGUCUUGAAUUCUGUAAUGCUGUAGUACAGGUGGCACACCCUCUUGUGCGCUGCCAACUGCUUGACUACCUCCACAAUGGCUUCCUGGUUCCAGUCAUGGGCCCUGCCCUGCACAAGUCGUCAGUGGAUGAGAUGAUAGCAAGCACGGCAUAUCUGGACUUGUUUUUACGCAGUAUCACAGAAACUUCCCUUCUUAAGACCUUCCUGCGCUUCAUUCUGUUGCAUCGCCAUGACAACGACACCAUCCUUGAUACACUACUCACACGCAUCAGCAGCAAUUCACGGCUGUGCAUGGUCUCUCUGAGUCUGUUCAAGACAUUGCUCAGUCUCAACUGUGAAGAUCUCAUGCUCCAGCUUGUUCUCAGGUAUCUGUUGCCAUGCACACAUGUAAUGCUGAGUCAGCGAAGGGCAGUCAGAGAAACAGACCUUUAUGGCAAAUCAGCUGACAAGUUCCUUUCCCUCAUACCAGAAUGCUGCCAAAUCACUGCAGCGCCCUCUAGUGAGCGGGAUGAUGAACCUGCCUUUUGGGGAAAGGUGUUAGGUAGUCCCACUUCAGAGUCACCGGUUAACCCAAGACCCAGCACUCCUUCACGUCUCGCUCUCUUUAUUCGACAGCAAAGCUCAGGAGGCCAAGCCAAUCCCCCCUCGUCUGGCUUGGAGAAUGCUCCCUCUUCUCCUCGUGGUACUGUUUCCUCCUCACUGUCUCCUGACAGCCCCAUGCACCAACUCCAAGACGCUUCAGAAGGAGAGACUGGCUACCUGGAGUACCUGCGUGAUGCUCGGAAGGGUAUUGAGCUCUGCUCCUGGGCCUGUCGAGACUGGUCAGCCCCUUACGAUGGAGAAAAUCCCUCUCCAAACUCUGCUCUUCCUCAACCUCCCCCUCCUAUGUCCAACCCCUCCCUCAGUAUGGUACAAGAGCAUUUCUCCAUAAUGGACCCCGCUCAGCAGAGGGCAGCAGUGGUGGCUGCAGCACGUGCAGAGUGGAGCAGUUCAGAUCGAGAUCGUGGAGAGUGGGAUGUUACCAUCAGCAAGAACUGUAUCAGUCUCACACCCCGCAGUAAGAAACGCAGCCUUCUUCCCAGUUCUAUACCUCUCCAGUCUUCUUCUUCCACAUCAGUCUCUACAGAAAUAACAGGUGCUGUGAAAACCGUAUCCCAACACUCUCAUUCGGCACCUCAUCCAGCACUCUAUAAUGGUAUGGGGCAGGUGGAGCUCACAGACAGUGUGGAUGAGAGAAUGGACGUUAAGAAAGUGAAAAGGGACUCUGAUGUAAAUAACAGCGUGGUGGAGUCAGGGAUGAACGGGUCGAUGGGUAUGUGCCCGGUUGACUACAAUGAUUUCCAUGUAGGAUCCUCAAUGAAAUCAUCUCAGGUGCAGGUGAAGCCACAUCUGCAACAUCAAACCGCCGUGCCCUCUUCUACCCAAGAGUGUCUGCAAAGUGAGAGCCAGAGAUCUCCUGUUCCCGCCUUAACCGAGACUUUCACAGUUCCCUGUGAAAGCAGGGGUCCCGAGUCCGUUGAGCGUCUGAUUGAGGAGUUGCUGGAGCGGGCGCCAUCUGAGCCAUUGUCCAGUGACUCGAAAUGCCAGGGAAUCAGCAUUGAGGCUUUUCACCAGGAGCUGAGGGAGCUAGAGGAACGUGUAAGGGAGAGGAGGGUUCUUUUACACAGCUCGGAGGAGUCCUCUCGGGAAUCUCACACUGCUACUGCUCCCAGCCUGACCGAUGAGGACUGUCUUCCAGUGGAGACUGAGCAGCGCGCCAGUGAAACGAAGCCUGACAGCUCCGCCCCUGGGGUGUUAAGCCCCGCACGACCCCUCGGACAACCUCUUGCUCAACCGUACACAGGUCCAUUUAUAACAGUCCUGUUCAGUAAACUGGAGAGUAUGAUGCAGAACUCUCUAUAUGUGAACAUUUUGCUGACGGGUGUUGUGUUCCAGCUGGCCUGUUACCCUCAGCCCCUCCUCCGCUCUUUCCUCCUCAACGCCAACAUGGUGUUUCAGCCCAGUGUUAAAUCACUCAUUCAGGUGCUAGGAUCAGUAAAAAAUCGCAUUGAAGCAUUUGCAGCAGCACACGAGGAUUUCCCUGCCAUGUUAAGAAAGGCUCGCCGCUUUCUGGUUGCAAGAGGAAAGUUAGACUGGUCGGACUCGCCCAUGGGAGUGCCCCACCUCCGUCGUUCAGACUCAUUAAUUAAAAGCCGAAAACCAUCUCUGGGCGAUCUUAUACUGAGGCACACCAACAGUCCUACGAGAGCUCGACAUGCAGCUCAGUUGGCCUUUGCCCAUGUGAGAGACGGAGGGCAGUCUCUGCACAGUGCUUUGUUUCGGGGUGGUGCAGUCAGCGGGGCAUCUGGCCUGGAGAAGCAGGCAGAGGCACUAAGGGUGAAAAACGCAGUCUACUGUUCUGUUAUUUUCUCUGAGUUUCUCAAAGAGCUAGCAGCUCUUGCACAGGAGCAUGCUGUAGCCCUGCCCUUCCCACCUAGUCAAGGCACUGAGGAAUAACACCAGGCCAAAAUUUCCUCCAUACUUGCUUUAUCCACUGUACCUAGCACUGAACUGUAGACCAUUACAUCCCUGAGAUUUUUCAAACAAACAGUCUUUUUUUCAAGGGACAUAAUGCACUCAAAGAAACCGGAAAACAAAGAUGAUCAUAAAGGUAAAGAGAGAGGACAUCUCUUGUUAAUAAUCUCAUGUUCAUAAUGUCUUUUUUAUUAUUAUUAUUAUUGUACAGGACCAUUUAUUCAUUAAGCUUUAGGAAAUUGUGCAUAUAAAUCUUGUAUAUAGUCUAUAUAAAAUAUCUAUGUGUAUAAUGAUUUUUGUACACUCAGAGAGACUUGCAUCCUUUAAGCUGGAGGAAUUUGGCCGUAAACUUGCACUCCCUACGUUUCGAAGUCACUUCAGAGACUAGCUAAUUCAGACUCACCACACAUGUUUCUUUUAAACCUUUAUGGAAGUGCCAUUUUUAUUUUUUAGCAAUGUUGAACGGUUAUUUUCUCUUUUAUAGAAAUAUAGGAUUAAGAGUUCACACCCGGAUAAAUCUGAAAUAAUUAUCUGGCCUUUUUUAAUAAAGGACUAGAUGUCAGAUACUGUUUACCAAUCACAAGCUGGGUAAUAAGUCCUCGUUAUCGCAACAGAAUUUGACAUCUCUGAAAAAUCCACAAGUGACAAAAUGCUCAAGUUCUGCCAAACUCUAGCACAAAUCCAGCACAAAACGUUAGCGCCCGUAAAGAGGGGAGAGGGUUCAUUUUCCUAAACUCCGUCCCAAUAAAAACCUGACAUAUUAAGCAUAGAUGGAAAGUUUUUAUUUUCAUUCUCAUGUGUUGCAGCAGCACAUUUUUUAGGGUGAGUUUCUGGCUGUUUUAGGGAAAUGCAAAUGGUACAUCCAUCUAGCGUCACAUUACACAGUUUUUUUGGGAAAGGCACUGAUUUUUCUGCCCACAAAGAUUUCAUGUACUAGAUGUUAGCGUCCAUUUUGGCGUCUGACUAGGUGCUAAUGUCUUAAAUAUUUGACUGGUAUGUGCAAAGAGAAGCUUGAUUAAUAAUUACCUGUCCCUUUAAGGAGUGAGCCAAGUUAUGUGAAUCAUAAGCCAUCUUAGUGUUGAAUCAGUGUUUUGUUUCUGUUCAUUACUUGAUUUUGCUAGUGUUAUGGAGAAUCAGCCGUGAUGUGUGCAUAGUGGAAACGCCAUGGCACUUUUUAAUUUGUUUAUUGCCAAAAUACUUUAGGCACUUUAAUUUUCAGAAUGGAAGUUGGGACAUGCAUGUGUACCAGAUCUGUGAGUGUUUUUAACAGUGAGUGUGCAUGUUUUUUUUUUUUUCAGUAUUGUUUUUGCCCAUUGUGUCUUAAACACAGUUCUGAUCUGAAAUCAUCCAUGCAAGAGCUUUUAUCAUGCACAAGCCAGAUGCGCAUUACCUCAGUUUACUUAAUUUUCUUUCAUUGCAGUGUUUUUUCUGCUUCACUUGUGUUAGUUCAGUAAUUCAGUUUGAUCAAAUAUGCUUUUUGAUCAGUUUCUUCUAGAUGUAAGAGCAGACAAUUUGAAAGGCGGUUCUAUAUUAUUUUUCUAGCUGCUAAAUUUUCAAUCCAUCCAUUUUCCCCUCCUUAUCUAUCCACCCAUCCACAGAGGGUCUGUGUGGAACAUUAGUUUGAUGCUUCUCUGCUUUUGUUAUUUGAAAUAGGAAAUGUUUAGCAUGUAAAUUCCAUAUUUAAGGAUAAUAGUAGACCAUGUUAGUGUCAAAAAUAGUUUGUGCUUUCCUUGAAACAUGCUCUGAUGACUGUGUGGGUGAGAGAUGAAAUGGAAAGGAUAAAGAGCAAGAGGUU
Carassius auratus (goldfish) is the source of this 5412-nucleotide messenger RNA. Its product is annotated as FTS and Hook-interacting protein homolog. Gene Ontology annotation, cellular component: FHF complex. Lineage: Eukaryota; Metazoa; Chordata; Actinopteri; Cypriniformes; Cyprinidae. Gene Ontology annotation, biological process: lysosome organization; endosome to lysosome transport; endosome organization. The transcript is spliced from 12 exons. The record is from RefSeq and is a predicted model, not a curated record. The coding region runs from base 213 to 3599 and encodes 1128 amino acids.